This is a messenger RNA of Synchiropus splendidus (mandarinfish), 3710 nucleotides long. It is a transcript of the gene tent5aa, whose product is annotated as terminal nucleotidyltransferase 5Aa. Gene Ontology annotation, molecular function: RNA binding; poly(A) RNA polymerase activity. Gene Ontology annotation, biological process: mRNA stabilization. Lineage: Eukaryota; Metazoa; Chordata; Actinopteri; Syngnathiformes; Callionymidae. Bases 554 to 1759 code for a protein of 401 amino acids. The transcript is spliced from 2 exons. The record is from RefSeq and is a predicted model, not a curated record.
AAGAGCUCUGGCGGCCGUCUCCCGUGGGUAGGGAUGAGUUAACUUCUCCUGCACUAGGGGGGGAAUUGUGUCCAACUGAAGCGACUGGAGGGCGAAAGAAAAAAAAACAAUCAUCCAGCGUUUUCAAACAGGUUGAUUCUUGGCAGCAGCAGAGAGUGAGAGCUAUGUAAAGAACGGUGCGCGUCGAUAGUCCAGAAGAUUCCUGCCGGGGUUUGCUUCCUCCGGGAGGAGCGUCGUGCCAAAGUUGUGGAGCUGCUCAUUCAUGCAAAUUUCUAAAAUCAUAGGCGGUGCCUUUGGGCGACGGAGUCACGGCCGGAAAAGCAAACCCCCUCCUGGAUCCUUCAAACACUGCGAUGCUCGGACUCCCUGACAGAGUGACAAGAGAGCAACACGAACUUCCACAUCUCCGCUGAAGCGUCUCGUCUGCGGGAACUGCGAGCAAGAGUGAGACUCCAUGCGCUCAUCCGCACUCUUCUGACCACCCCUUCCUUUUUCUGUCGGUUCAAAGCACACUUUUUUUUCCCGACUUUCCAAAGGACUAAUAAGAGCGACCAUGUCUGAGGACGACAGCGGCUCCAGCAACAGCCGUGUUUCGGAGGCGGAGGGCGGAAACGUCAGCGUCCUGCACUGGGAGCAAGUGCAGCGCCUGGACGCCAUUCUGACCGAGACCAUCCCCAUCCACGGCCGUGGAAACUUCCCCACCCUGGAGAUGCAGCCUCGGCAGAUCGUCAAGGUGGUGCGCACUCGGAUGGAGGAGAAACAGAUCCGCGUCCGGGACGUCCGACUGAACGGUUCCGCAGCCAGCCACAUCCUGCACGAAGACAGCGGACUGGGCUACAAGGACUUGGACUUGAUCUUCUGCGCAGACUUAAAAGGGGAGAGCGCUUUUCAGACGGUGAAGGACAUAGUGUUGGACUGCCUGCUGGACUUUUUACCCGACUGUGUGAAUAAGGAGAAAAUUACACCACUGACCUUAAAGGAGGCGUACGUGCAGAAGAUGGUGAAGGUGUGUACGGACUCGGACCGCUGGAGCCUCAUCUCCCUCUCCAACAACCGAGGCAAGAACGUGGAGCUCAAGUUCGUGGACUCUCUCCGCCGCCAGUUUGAGUUCAGCGUGGACUCCUUCCAGAUCAAGCUGGACUCCUUGCUGCUCUUCUACGAGUGCUCUGAAAACCCCAUGACGGAGACCUUCCACCCCACCAUCGUGGGCGAGAGCGUGUACGGGGACUUCGGCCAGGCCCUGGACCACCUGCGCCACAAGGUCAUUUGCACCAGAAACCCGGAAGAGAUCCGCGGCGGCGGCUUGUUGAAGUACUGUCACCUGCUGGUGAGGGGCUUCCGGGCGGCCUCCGAGUCCGAGAUGAAGUCCCUGCAGCGGUACAUGUGCUCGCGCUUUUUCAUCGACUUUCCCGACAUCGGCGAGCAGCAGCGCAAGCUGGAGUCCUACCUCCAAAACCACUUUGUGGGCCUGGAGGACCGCAAGUAUGACUAUCUGAUGACCUUGCACGGGGUGGUGAACGAGAGCACGGUGUGUCUGAUGGGGCACGAGAGGCGGCAGACUUUGGGGCUCAUCGCCAUGUUGGCGGUGCGCGUCCUGGCCGAGCAGAACGUCAUCCCCAAUGUGGCCAACGUCACGUGCUACUACCAGCCGGCCCCUUACGUGGCAGACGGCAACUUCAGCAACUACUACAUCGCGCAGGUCCAGCCGAUGUUCGCCUGUCAGCAGCCGGCGUUCUCCACCUGGCUGCCCUGUAACUGAGCAAGGCCUGAGGAUAGAAGAGCGGGAGUUUCAUCUGUUUAAACAGGUCCGAGCGCCCUCAAACCUGCCUGGUAUUUGACAGCCAGCAGGGAAAAAAAAAAAAAAAGCAGAGUCUUCUAUUUAAUGUUUUGCAUCAAAGCUUGUGUUAUGGUUCAUACGUUGUGUAUGAAUGAUAGGGUCACUUUGAGUGCAUACUUUAAUGUGAAUGUGUCACAUUUACGAUCUGAAUUCGACCUGGUGAUGCUCAGGUGUGCGCAGGUGUGUGUGACGGAUUGAAGAAUUGAGCUGCUCUAUCCAGAACUGAAUAGCCGGCACCCUCACAGCGACUUCAGCCCACACACACACACACACGCUCAGACACACUGCUCUACGGUUGUUUACAGACCAAAGAAUUUUUUUUUGGAUUGUCUCAAACAUGAAACCCAGUUUUUAUGGGGGAAACAUAUUUUGUGAAACUGUGUCUUCAAGUGCCUACCGCCUCUCAGCGGGCGACAAAGGAAAACAAAGGAGGAGGCCAAAUCAUUGUGUGAAUUCUCCCCACUCGUGUUUAUAGUCGGGCACAACAGCACCCCAGAGGCUUGUGAAUGUAUCAGUGGAACCAUGCACAGUCAGUGUUUGUGUACUUUAAUUAUUAAAAAGGUGGAAGCUACUGUUUUGAAUAUGUCUUGGGAAAGUAGCAGUCAAGGGAUCCGAAACGAGUACUGUUUCCUCAAAAUUGUCAUCAGCAAUUUAUUAUUCAUUUUGUACCGUGGUGCUUCUUCUUCUUCUCAAUGGAGGAAAAAACUGUUUACAAAAAAAAAAAAAAAAAAAAAAAAAGUACGGCAGAGGAAAGAGGACUAGUGUGCGUGCUUCCUUCUUGAAGGAAAUUUGACGAGACACCUCAGAUGAUGAGAGUGUUUGCUCUAGCACUGGGGCAGGGAAUUCCUCAGCUGCUGCUGAAGAGCUUGAACUUUGUCGGGUUCGCAGACACUUUUCAGAAACCGUCGUGCCAAACAUCUUGGUAGGCCUGCUGAUGGCGCUGGGCUUUAAAGAGGCCAUGUGUCAGCGUGAGCAAGAGAGUGGAUGUGGACGGCAGACAGGAAGAGGAGAGGAUGUGAAGCGUGAAUCUGGAGAGAUGGGUGCAGCUGGUGAUGGGGUUGUAUCUCUUGAUGCUUGACUGCCGGUGUGAAGGUCAGAUGACAAAUCAAUGGGAAAGUACUGCAGCUUCAUCUGUUGUUAUUAAAGGCUUACUGUUUGACUUCAUUUUCUAUUACUGAUCAUGAACUGUACAUACAUGAAUACACGCUUUCGCUUCAGCUUCAUCAGCGGCCUCAUCACACAUUUGACCCCAAAGACCAGCAGAGGUUCGACGCUGCGGCGAAAAGAGAAAACCCUCCACUGAUUCUCUUCCCAUCUGCAAACAGCUCUGAUUUGCUUGCGUCUUUUUUGACGAUAUCCUUCGGAUUGUGCCAGCGAUUUUAUUUAUACUCAGUGACCAGCUAGUUAACUCCAGUCCGCCUGUCGGUUAGUGAUCGUGCCUAGAGAUUGUGGGUUACUUGCGUCAGUCUUUUGUGUCACAAGCAUUUUUUUUUUUAAAUCGUGUAGAAAAAUUCCGAAAAAAAAGUUCCUUGUCUUGUAUGUAUAUUUUUAUGAUGGAUAUUUUUUAUAAAUAUAUCAGACACUGCAAGUGUUACGAUGAGUCUGUGAUCAGGCGUCCAAUGAAAUGUUCUCAAUAGCUUUUUAUUUUUUGCUGUUCUACUAUGUGUCCAAUGGGUCAAAAGGUUCAAGAUGUUUUCAACAAUAAAAGAUCGGAAAAGUCAGAGUUCCGUGUCUUGUAUUCUCUGUUCAACUGAAUCAUCAUCAGAGAACGUUCUAUCAGUGUUCGCUCUUGUUGAUGCAGACACGACUAAGUCUUCCGGACUGAGAGCUAUUAAACAUUUACGACAAAACAUUAACAUCAAACAGCCAAAUU